This is a messenger RNA of Musa acuminata AAA Group (dessert banana), 375 nucleotides long. RefSeq names its product caffeic acid 3-O-methyltransferase-like. The transcript has a single exon. Bases 1 to 375 code for a protein of 124 amino acids. The record is from RefSeq and is a predicted model, not a curated record. Gene Ontology annotation, molecular function: protein dimerization activity. Lineage: Eukaryota; Viridiplantae; Streptophyta; Magnoliopsida; Zingiberales; Musaceae.
AUGGUGGGUGAGCGUUUGCGGUACUUAUCCAAUCCCAGAGAUCCUUUGAUACCACCAGCUUCAUCAUCUACUUUGCAGCUGGUGUCAAGUACGGGAUCCAUCAAGGCAAUGUACGCUACGAGCCCCGAUGAGGACGAGGAAGCGCGCACGUAUGCUGUGAGUCUGGUAAUGGGAGCCUGCCUCCGCGUGACACUGAAGGCGGCUAUCGAGCUCCAGCCCCGGGAGAUCAUCGUCAAGGAUGGCCACAGCGCCCAGCUCAGCCCCGCCCACAUCGCCACCCAACUGCCCACCGGGAACCCCCAUGCGGCCGAUAUGGUGGAUCGGAUCCUUCGUCUGCUCGCCACCUACGGUAUCUAUAAUUCACGUAUAAAAUAA